Megalopta genalis is the source of this 2730-nucleotide messenger RNA. RefSeq lists its product as uncharacterized. Gene Ontology annotation, molecular function: protein binding. The record is from RefSeq and is a predicted model, not a curated record. Gene Ontology annotation, cellular component: extracellular matrix. NCBI's taxonomy places the organism in Eukaryota, Metazoa, Arthropoda, Insecta, Hymenoptera, Halictidae.
AUUCCGCGAACAGAACGAAUUAAUAAUAGACUCGGUACGAUUCGAGCUGGGUCGCGCUCGAUGGGAAACUUCUCGUUGUACUCCUCUUCCUGCUCCUUGACAGUCGAUACGUGACGAGAUUCUGCUUCUAAUAGCUCCGCGGGGGGACUUAACGGUAUAAAGGCUUGCAAGACCUGUUCUCGCGAUAGCUACGUCCGGAGUGUCCGGAGGAAUCUUGUCGCGAACUACUCGCCAGGAAUAGACGCAGGAACGGUCCUCCUGCGACCGAAGCUUCGUCCACGCUUUUCGGAAGCCAGCCCUGAGACGGUUCAAGAAACGAUGCUGUUCCUUACCUUAUUGCUGCCAUUAGUGGCAGCAGCGCCACUGAAUUCGCUGAAGAACGACUACACCCUGGACAUCGAGAAUGGAACCCUGAAGAACAUUCAAUACACUAGCGAUCCUGUAUCAGAGCUAAACCUGUCAAGCAUGAACCUCCAAAAACUGGACAAAAAUGCUCUCGACAACGUUUCCACUAUAAAGUCGUUGAGCUUAGCGAACAAUUCCAUAGAAUCUCUGCCAGAGUUCAUGUUCUCCAAUCUAACUAACUUGGAGUGCUUGAAUCUAUCCGACAACAAGAUCUCCAAUCUGGAAAACUUAUUUGUCCGAUUAGAAAAACUUCAAAUCCUGGACAUCUCUCGUAAUCCAGUGAUGCACCUUCGCAGAGGUCAGCUGUUCGGUUUAACAAAAUCCGCUACCAUCCUCACGGAGGGCAACAUAUUCUGGAGCAUAAGCACAGGAACUUUCACGAACUCGUUCUUGAAGAACGAGGAAGAAUUGAAGCAGCUGGAUGCAAUCAAGUCAGAAGCGGAUAUUGAACAGAGGCACGAGGAGAAGGAAAAAAGUAUGAACAAGGAAGAAUCUUCGAAAGCUCAGAGUCCGCAGACGAACAAAGUGACAUGGCUAUCCACAAGGCUGAAGUUGUGUAUUCCUGAGAGGAUCGUACUGUCGAUCGAACCGCUAGAAGAGGGCAAAAAGAUCGCCGAGGGCAGCCCUUGCCUGGAGGUGCUAGUAGACGAGAAAGGAAGGAAGGUUAGCCUAAGAGGGCUCGGUAUAAAAGGUUUUCACGAGGGUUGGUAUCAACUGCAGCGGCUGCCAAUAGCUACCUUAGAUCUAUCCAACAACGACAUCACCGAGAUCACCAAAGAAUUACUAAACGAACUGCCGGAGGAUCUGCUUUACGUGAACCUGAUGGAAAACAGGAUCAGAACUAUCCACAGUCAGGUGAUAGAAAAUAGACAUCUAAAAGUGGUAAAUCUAAAGGACAAUCUCUUAGAGAACAUAGAGGAGGGUGCCCUGGAGAAGACGAAUCUGACGGGUUUAUACGUUCACGGCAAUCAGCUGGACAACUUGUCUUUCGUCGCGAGCCUGCCGCAGAGCUUGACACAGUUGAUAGUGUCCAGUAAUCACAUUGCUUCGCUUCCUGACGGUGCUUUUUCGAAUCUCCCUCGACUGAUCUACCUGAACAUGGCUAACAACAAUAUCCAGAAGCUUCAGAACAAUGUCUUCCUUGGUCUAGAGUCGCUACAGGUUCUGAUAGCGACGAGGAAUAACCUUAUGCAAAUCGAGCGUGGGGCCUUCAGAAACCUGACGCAAUUGAAGACACUGUAUCUUCAUCGAAACUCAUUGACUAAAUUGGAAAAGGGAACGUUCGCAGAGUUGGAGAACCUGAAGGACCUCAACCUAGCCUGGAACAAGUUCCAAAGCAUCACGAAGGACACCUUCUCGUGCUUGCCGCAGAGCCUAGACUUUUUGCACAUCGAUUUCAAUCAGAUUUCGAGCUUGGAUCCUGGCAGUUUCAAGAAUGUGCCGAGGUUCACACUGUCCCUGACCGGCAACAAGAUCUCGAGUAUUCCGAAGGGUACUUUUGAACUGGCGACACUGAGGGAUCUGCAUUUGAAUAACAAUACUCUGACGACGAUCGAUGGAGACAGUUACGAAGGUUUGCCUCAGUUAAAACGACUUUGGCUAACUGAUAAUCAGAUCGUAGAUAUACCAAAAGGAUCUUGCAAGAAUUUCGGGAGCUUGAAUGUGCUGGACAUCUCGAAGAAUCCGUUCCAGAAGUUGAAUAACGGGGCUUUGUAUGGACUCAGUAUGACCAGGGGCAACUUUUUGUAUAUUUACAAUAAUCAGCUGAAGGAGAUUCAAGGUGGAGUAUUCGAUGACGUUUAGUUUCAAGACUGAACCUCGUGAUUACCGUUUUGACGAAAUAUCGAAGGAAUGCGUUCGAUUCCUGUUUAUGAAAUGUGCUUUCUCUUGAAUUGUGUACCUUUGUUAUAUUUCUUGUUUGCUCGAUUUAUUUUCUGCAAUGACAAUUCUUAAUUUUCGUAAAACGCAGGCAGAAUUAGGCAUUAAGCGGUUAAGGUUCCAAAAUUUUGGCAUUAAUGAAUUUUAGUCACUUUGUCACAUCAAUUUUAGUCAGAUUAAAUCACUUUGUAUACAAUUUCGAUAGCUCUUGUUGUUAUUUUCUUAUUUUGAUUUAUUGAUCGAGGAUUUAUCGAGUACUUUUAUUACUUGUUUUCCACAGAAGAUAAUAAAUUCUUAUUCUUUGUAAAAUGUAGAUAGAGCUGAACAUUAUUCGAUUAAGAUUUUUAAUUAAAUUCAUUAAUAAAUGGUUACACUUUAUAAACAGUUAAUUUUUAAAUAUCCUGUCUGAUAUAAUUGAUUAAAGAAUUUCAAUUCUUGCAUAUAGAA